AUGUCGACUAGGGGUUCACCUUCUCAACCAGAGAGAUCUGAGGCUGAGUAUGCUACUGCAUCAGAAGAAGGAUUGGGUUCAAACUCAAAUAAUGAUCCAUUACAACCGCAAGAGGACGUCUCAAUACCGAUGGAACCUCGAGGUUUAUUCUUCAAGCAAAGCGAGUAUCGGUUAUACCCGAAGCUUCAAUCAAGGUGUGAAACCUUUAAUUUCAUGGAAGUCUUCAAGAGGCUUGAUAUCUCAGAGAGAAACUGGUUUGAGAACCACCCACAAUUCAAGCAUAUUGUCCACAUGUUUAUCCAGAAGAAUAAAAUGUUAAUGGGAAUGUGGAUGUUGCUUCUCCGAACAGCAGUGACAGACAAGCAGCGGCAGUGUUGGUUUGUUGUGAAUGGUGUGCCUGUUCGGUAUUCAAUCAGAGAACACGGCCUUCUUUCAGGAUUAUUCUGCCACCAUUAUCCAGCCGACUAUGAACAGUUAGGGAGUAUGUAUUUUGUGGAGGAGCAGUUUGGAAAGACUAAUAUUGAGGUGAAAGAGGUGCGUGAGAAGCUGGAAUCAAUGGAUUUCAUUGAAGGUGGUACUGAUCGGUUGAAGAUGGUUGUACUUUUCUUCUUAGCAACUGUCAUCAAAGGAAAGUCCAAGAAAUAUGGUGGAUCCAUAGACCCAUUCAUUCUCCGAGUGGUGGAUGAUCUGGAUCUGUGUGAAACGUUUCCCUGGGGUCGUUUCACUUUUGAUGACGUCUUAGCUGAGGUUGCACAUCUGGUGGUUCAUUUUGGAGGAUCUAUUUUGGCGUUUGAAUCUAUCCUGGUUCUAAAAGCAGCAUUUCAAGAAAAAGUUGGGAAUGCAGAUGGUGAUUGUCCAAAAAUGUGCAAGUGGAAGUUUAAGAGAACAGACAAAACAGGAUUUUCUUUAGCUGAUAUUUAUGAAAUGCUUGGAGAUACAAAGGAUAUUAUUAGUAUCUUGGUACCUGAAGAUGGAGAAGCCAAACUCUUGCUUGACAUCCUAGACGAGCAUGUAUGGGAUGACUUCGAAGUAGGAGAGGAUGAUACUGUUUCUGACCCUGUUGUUGAUAGUUGA
Molecule: messenger RNA, 1074 nt
Organism: Eutrema salsugineum
Lineage: Eukaryota; Viridiplantae; Streptophyta; Magnoliopsida; Brassicales; Brassicaceae
Exons: 4
Coding region: 1-1074 (357 amino acids)
Source: RefSeq, a predicted model, not a curated record